GUGCCACGGGCUGUAAUGGUGGACUUGGAACCAACUGUAGUAGAUGAAGUGCGGGCUGGGGCUUUCCGGCAGCUUUUUCAUCCAGAACAACUGAUUACUGGAAAGGAAGAUGCAGCAAAUAACUAUGCCCGUGGCCACUACACCAUUGGCAAAGAAAGCAUUGAUAUGGUACUCGAUCGUAUUCGUAAGCUGACUGAUGCCUGCUCAGGGCUACAGGGCUUCCUGAUUUUCCACAGCUUUGGUGGGGGCACAGGCUCUGGCUUUACCUCCUUGCUGAUGGAACGCCUCUCCCUGGACUAUGGAAAGAAGUCCAAGCUAGAAUUUGCCAUCUACCCUGCUCCCCAGGUCUCCACUGCUGUAGUGGAGCCCUACAAUUCUAUCCUGACCACACACACCACCCUGGAGCACUCAGACUGUGCCUUCAUGGUCGAUAAUGAGGCCAUCUAUGAUAUCUGCCGCCGAAACUUGGACAUUGAGCGCCCAACUUACACUAACCUCAACCGCCUCAUCAGCCAGAUUGUCUCUUCCAUCACCGCCUCGCUGCGCUUCGAUGGUGCCCUCAACGUGGACUUGACCGAGUUCCAGACAAACCUGGUGCCCUACCCACGCAUCCACUUCCCCUUAGUGACCUACGCCCCCAUCAUCUCUUCUGAGAGAGCGUAUCACGAGCAGCUCUCGGUGGCAGAAAUCACCAGCUCCUGCUUCGAGCCCAACAACCAGAUGGUGAAGUGUGACCCGCGACAUGGCAAGUACAUGGCUUGCUGCAUGCUGUAUCGUGGCGACGUAGUUCCCAAAGACGUCAACGUAGCAAUUGCUGCCAUCAAGACCAAGAGAACUAUCCAGUUUGUGGACUGGUGUCCAACAGGCUUCAAGGUUGGGAUCAACUACCAACCUCCUACAGUAGUUCCAGGAGGAGACCUGGCCCAGGUUCAGCGAGCAGUCUGCAUGCUGAGCAACACCACGGCCAUUGCAGAGGCCUGGGCAAGGCUCGACCACAAGUUUGACCUGAUGUACGCCAAGAGAGCCUUUGUGCACUGGUAUGUGGGGGAAGGCAUGGAGGAAGGAGAAUUUGCAGAGGCCCGAGAAGACCUGGCUGCCCUGGAGAAGGACUAUGAGGAAGUGGGAACUGACUCAUUUGAAGAUGAAAAUGAUGGGGAGUAA
Messenger RNA from Dromaius novaehollandiae (emu), 1161 nucleotides. Its product is annotated as tubulin alpha-8 chain. Gene Ontology annotation, molecular function: GTP binding; structural constituent of cytoskeleton. The record is from RefSeq and is a predicted model, not a curated record. NCBI's taxonomy places the organism in Eukaryota, Metazoa, Chordata, Aves, Casuariiformes, Dromaiidae. Gene Ontology annotation, cellular component: microtubule; cytoplasm. Gene Ontology annotation, biological process: mitotic cell cycle; microtubule cytoskeleton organization. The transcript has 4 exons. The coding region runs from base 16 to 1161 and encodes 381 amino acids.